Messenger RNA from Drosophila virilis, 8391 nucleotides. RefSeq names its product E3 ubiquitin-protein ligase listerin (gene Ltn1). The record is from RefSeq and is a predicted model, not a curated record. NCBI's taxonomy places the organism in Eukaryota, Metazoa, Arthropoda, Insecta, Diptera, Drosophilidae. Gene Ontology annotation, molecular function: ubiquitin protein ligase activity; ribosomal large subunit binding. Gene Ontology annotation, biological process: ribosome-associated ubiquitin-dependent protein catabolic process; rescue of stalled cytosolic ribosome. Gene Ontology annotation, cellular component: cytosol; RQC complex.
AGAUGCGACGCAGUCCUGUGCAGAUGGUGUUAAAAUGUGAAUUUGUGCGAAAAUAUAAAAUGCAAAUCAUCUGUGUAAACUAGCAAGAGGAAGAUCCUGCAGUAUAAAUAGGGCUGCCUAUCGAAGCUGGGCCUCAGUUAAAGCUGCGGGGCGGCCCUUUGCAGACGGUCCUAAAAUGCGAUUUUACUUGUGCUUGUGUUAAAAUAUAAAGUGCAGAUCAUGUGUGUAAGCUCGCAAGAAGAGCUAGCAGUAUAAAUAAGGCUGCAUAUAAAAGCCGGGCCUCAGUUGAGGCUGCGCCGCCGACCAGUGCAGAUGGUGUUAAAGUGUGAAUUUGUAUAAAAAUGUAAAGUGCAGAUCAUGUAUGAAAGCUAGCAAGAAGAGCCACCAGUAUAAAUAAGGCUGCACAUAGAAGCUGGGCCUCAAUUGAGGCUGCGCAGCCGCCCAGUGCAGAGUGUGUAAAAAUGUGGAUUUGAGUGAAAAUGUAAAAUGCAGAUCAUGUAUGAAAGCUAGCAAGAAGAAGAGCAAGCAGUAUAAAUAAGGCUGCACAUAAAACCUGGCCCUCAGUUGAGGCAGCGCAGCCGCCCAGUGCAGAUGGUGUAAAAAUGUGGAUUUGAGUGAAAAUGUAAAAUGCAGAUCAUGUAUGAAAGAUAGCAAGAAGUGCAAGCAGUAUAAAUAAGGCUGCACAUAAAAGCUGGGCCGCAGUUGAGGCUCCGCAGCCGCCCAGUGCAGAUGGUGUAAAAAUGUGGAUUUGAGUGAAAAUGUAAAAUGCAGAUCAUGUAGGAAAGCUAGCAAGAAGAAGAGCAAGCAGUAUAAAUAAGGCUGCACAUAAAAGCUGGGCUGCAGUUGAGGCUGCGCAGCCGCCCAGUGCAGAGUGUGUAAAAAUGUGGAUUUGAGUGAAAAUGUAAAAUGCAGAUCAUGUAUGAAAGCUAGCAAGAAGAAGAGCCACCAGUAUAAAUAAGGCUGCACAUAGAAGCUGGGCCUCAGUUGAGGCUGCGCAGCCGCCCAGUGCAGAGUGUGUAAAAUGUGGAUUUGAGUGAAAAUGUAAAAUGCAGAUCAUGUAUGAAAGCUAGCAAGAAGAAGAGCAAGCAGUAUAAAUAAGGCUGCACAUAAAACCUGGGCCUCAGUUGAGGCUGUGCAGCCGCCCAGUGCAGAUGGUGUAAAAAUGUCGAUUUGAGUGAAAAUGUAAAAUGCAGGUCAUGUAUGAAAGAUAGCAAGAAGUGCAAGCAGUAUAAAUAAGGCUGCACAUAAAAGCUGGGCCGCAGUUGAGGCUGCGCAGCCGCCCAGUGCAGAUGGUGUAAAAAUGUGGAUUUGAGUGAAAAUGUAAAAUGCAGAUCAUGUAGGAAAGCUAGCAAGAAGAAGAGCAAGCAGUAUAAAUAAGGCUGCACAUAAAAGCUGGGCUGCAGUUGAGGCUGCGCAGCCGCCCAGUGCAGAUGGUGUAAAAAUGUGAAUUUGUAUGAAAAUGUAAAAUGCAGAUCAUGUAUCAAAGCUAGCAAGAAGAAGAGCAAGCAGUAUAAAUAAGGCUGCACAUAAAAGCUGGGCGUCAGUUGAGGCUGCGCCGCCGGCCAGUGUAGAUGGUGUUAAAAUGUAAAAUUGUGUGUGUGUUAAAAUAUCAAAUGCUUAACAUGUAAACUAGCAAGAGGAAGAGCCUGCAGUAUAAAUAAGGCUAAAGCUGUGAGACAGCCCUAUGCAGAUGGUGUUAAUUUUAAUUUUUUAUUUAUUUUUUAAAUUUUUUUUUCUUGUGCUUGAAUAAAAUAUGAUAUGCAGAUCAUGUGUGUUAAAUCAUAAGGGAAAGACCCAGCAGUAUAAUUAAAGCUUGCUUGUGUUUUUGUAGACAAUUUUGUAAGCUGAAGGAUAAAAACAGCAUGAAUUUAUUUGGGCACGGAAAUGCCGCUUCAGUCGGACUUGCAGGGAAUAUAUGAUCGGCAAUAGUUUAUGAUGAUGCACAACAUUUUACGGUCGGAACUAAGGAACAAGCCUCUAUUGCAUAUCGUAAGUCCUGAAAAUCUUACAAAAUAAGCUGUUUUAGUCUUACUACCGUGUGCGUUGAGAAGUUUUUUGCACUUGCACACAUGCGGUCACAUUGCUAACUUACUUCAACGUGUUAGAAUGGGUGGAAAAACGAAACAAGCGCCUCGCACCAAAAACAAUGCAAAGCCAUCGAGCAGCAGCCGCUCCGCGGAACUGCUGGGCACUACAACGCCCAUUUUUGUUGGCUUCUCGGCUCAAGCCGAUGGCAACUUGGUGCCCUUUGCUCCUGGCUUUGCCAGCGCCGAACAAAUGCCAGAGACAUUCGAUGCCAGCAUCAGCCCUCAGACACAAAUAAUACUGCGCAAGCUAUCCAAAAAGGAUCCAAUGACAAAGAAAAAGGCGCUCCAGGAGUUGCACGAAUACAUAACAGAAUCCGAUUUGGAUGCACUCAAAAACAUUUUGCCACUGUGGCCAAAAUUUUAUCAUAAUCUGGCCAACGACGUUGAGCACUCGGUGCGUGAACAAACGCAGCUGGUGCUGCAGCUGCUUGUCUCCAAAUGCAAGCGCGCCAUGGCGCCGUAUCUCAAGCAACUGGUGCCCGUUUGGCUGGCCAGUCGAUAUGACAGCUAUGCGCCCGCAGCAAGCAUUGCUAGCAAUUCUUUUCGGGAGACUUUUGCACGCACUGGCGAGGUCUGCCUGCAUUGUCAGAGUGAAAUAAUUGAGUAUUGCACGCGGAAUUUGACCUUCCACACGCCUGCGACGCUUUCCAUAGGCAAAAGUCUAAAACCGGAGGAAGCAGAGCAAAAGUAUCAGCGUGUCGUCAUUGGCAGCUUUAAAGUCUUGUCAUUUUUCAUCGAGCAAACGUCGCAGGCGGAGGAUCAAGAGCAGCUAAAGCAGGGAUUGACAACGCUGCUAGCGCAUCAUAAGUUCUGGACCUUUGCCAAGCACAAGCUGUCGGCCAUAAAAGCCGCUUGGUUUGACUGUAUCUAUCAUGUGCUACAAUGCCCCAAUCUGCUGGAAGUGCUUAUACCCCAAAAAUCGCAACUAAUUACAACCAGUUUUCAAUUCAUCGACGACGCUGAUCCUCUGGUGGCUCCCCACGUUUGGGGCUGCGUGCUGCUGCUGCAAAACAACUAUGAGGAUUGGUAUUCUCCGCUCAAUAUUCGCAAGGCACUGCUGCCGAAACUCUCAUCACUGCUGCGCAAUGCCUUCAAUCGAAAUGCUCAUGCCAUUUGUCCGAAUCUGCUCCCGUUCCUGUCCAAAAUUACUCAGGCCAGCUUGCAAGACUUGGAUAUUUAUGAGUUCUAUCAGCGCUUUUUCGAUGAUCUAAAAGCUGCCAUCGUGGGUCCGCAUGAGCCACCACUAUCCAAAUCGGACACCUCGAUCAUGCACAAUGCGUACUUUGAAUGUUUGCGCUUUAUACUGCAACAGGUCAACAACAAUCCGCAGCGUACUGAUGCAAUAGAGGAGUUCGGCUUGCAGCUCCUGGAACAGCAGCUAUUGGAGCCAAUUGGGAACCUGCUGCGUAGUGAGAGUACCCAUGUCAAGUACUUUUUCCAACAAGCCUCAGCAUUGGUUGCUUUCUGGGAUCGUGAGUGCAAUAAUGUUGUCGACAAAAGCUCCUGCUCCUUGUAUGUUAAAUUACUGAACAAGUUCUGGACGCGCAUCUUUGAGCUGGUCACACAAGAUCUUGGAUUGGAAGAUGUCAAUGAGCAGCUGCUGUCCCAUGUGCUGCUGCUGGUGCAGGAUCUGCAUGUGGCAAAUCCCAGCUUGGAAACGCAGUGCGUCAAGUUCGUGGAGGCAGACGAGGAAAUCAAUCUUGGCACGGCUUCGCAACAAUCAACGCCCACCAGAAAAGUGCACGACGCAGCCGCCUUCAUACAAAAAGAGCUCAAACAGCUUGUGGUAAAAUUGGUACGCAUUUGCCUGGACAAAGCGAGCAGCAGCAGCAACUCCGCUCGGUUCAUAAGUCAGGUGCGCACGCUGACUAAAAUGUUCACAGAUGCCGAAUUCUACAAAAGUCUGACAGAUCAAGGUGAACUGCGUGCAACGCUGGAUAAAUUUGUGACGCUUUUGGGAAAAUUAAAUGACGAUGCCAGCGAGUCGGUGGUAGAAAUACUCUUUGAGAUUCUUUCCCUGCUAGAGCCGGAGCCGCGCUUUGAGUACAUUGCUGACACGCUAUUGAAGAUAAAACAACAACGCGUACAAAAUCUUUUGCUGCACCGUCUGCUCUCGUAUCCGCUGUGCACAGAGCCUGCCGUGCGCCAAAUGCUCGCCAGCCCAGACACCUGUACUAUUAUCACACGCAUUGCCGAGGAAGUUGUUGUGGAUAACAAUCGCGAUAAAUUGAACUUGUUGCAUAAAUGCUUCUUUCAAACGGACACGGGUGAUAUUCUUAUUAAUACGGCGACCGUCGAUAAAAUACUGCUAGCCAUGUGUGUGCCGCUAGAGGAAACAACAGCCAGCGAUAUGGUUGAGGUGUGUGGCAGUUUUAUAGCACAGAUAAUGCCCGUCAUAUGCAGCAAGGAGAACUCUUCGCUGGCAGUGCGACAGCAGGUCUUUUUAAGGUUGUACAAGUUUAGCUUAGAGCAACCAGCUAGCGACUAUCUGUCGGAGGAUACGCUGUGGGAGAUAACUACCUGCUGGCAGGAUGCGCUCUCCAGCAAAGACAUUGAAAUCAACGAUGAGCUUCUGAAAAGUUGUGCACUAAUUGUGGAGGAACUGGCCCUGAAUACUGAGCUGAACGCCAGCAGCCUGGAUGGCAUGGCUGAGGCUAUGGCCAAAUUUGUCAUUUGCUCUACGGAGAACAUUGCAGAUGAGGUCGAGCGUUUAUCGCGCAUUGACGAGACUAUGGUGGCGCUGCUAAGCUCUGAAGUGAAAACAGCUGACAGUGUGUUGCAAUUCGAGCAGCAUUGUGUGUACCUGGAUACGCUGUACUCUUCGAAAAGCGCUGGUGUACCGUUCGAAAGUGCAGCCUUUGACGAACUUAAAAUUCUGCCGCUGCUAAGACGCGCGGCUUUGAAUUUUGCCACAAUCUGCAAGCUGGUUUGCCGUGUUGAUAAUCCGCAGCUACCGCAACAGUCCAACGAAGGCGAAGAUGAGCUAACCGAAGACUACUGUGAUCCCAAUGCCAAUCUGCUCAAGCAGUGGAGCGAGUGCUUAAUUUUGGAGGUACUGCAGUGCAUGCAGGUGGCUGGUGCUGCAGAUGCCUGGCUGGAGGUCAGCUUUAAAGUGGAUGGAGCUUGUGAAGAGCUGGCGCUGAGUCUAUCCGAACAGGUGCGCAGCUUCAUGGGCAACAGCAGUGAGUUGGUGGGCAUCAUUAAGCAGCGGCUGGAACAGGCAGCUUUAAAACAAAAUAGCGUCAUAAGCUGUCGCCUGUUGGGUUAUCUGAUUUACACAGACCAAUAUGCGCCCUUUGAGGAAAACGCCGCAAUUCUACUGCAUGAGGCUCUUGGCGAGAUGCUUUUAUCGCAAGGCGCGGUCAAUGCAUAUGUGAUGACACUGCAGCACUUGCUUCCGAAACUCUCGCAACGGUCACUUAACUGGAAUAGCGCCGUCAUGCGCACGGAACCUACUGAUUGGUGGACGAAGGCAGCAGUCUAUCGUUGUUUACUACUCAAUAACUUUCAAUCUGAUCAAAAUCAGAAAACGGAUCGAAACUUUAUUACUUCGGCAUUGCAGUUCCUAACCCGCGUUGGUGAACAGCAAAAUGCGAAAAAAGAGCUGCUGCAUUAUAAUGUGGAGUUAAUAAAUCAACCAUAUGAAGAAGUGCUAAAUACCGUGGAAAUAAUUAAGCUGCUAAAUGAAAUCUUGCAACGCUUUCCCCAUGAACUAAACAUUAAGAACUGGGAUACGAUAAGCAUUGGUCUUGGCUCUUGGAUGCUCACUGUUUCCAAGUCUAUAGUGUAUUACAGCGAUCCAAAGACUUCGUUUUUCGUUGUGGCUGUGUUUCAACUGUUCGCUUCGCUCAAUAGUUUCAUACGCUCGGAGAAGCAAAAGAGCUCAACGGAGCUACUUAAGAAUGUGAUCGAUGAGUGGGAGAGCCUCUUUGCCAGGAUGGUCAAUGUGGUGCUCUUUAAAUCAUAUUAUAAACUCACUCAUGAGGCAGGUGUGCAACCAGAAUUUCGCGUGUGCUACGAGGCUUUGAUGGAGAGUCUAAUGCCCGCGCUCGAAGUGCUGGACUACAGCUUUAUUUACGGGUUCUGUAAAGUGCCAAACUCAAAGUUAUCCCUGGAUCAUUUAUGCAAUUUUCUGCUCAAACAGCUUCACAGCUCACAGCAUUGCGUGCGUCUGAAUGCAGUUCAUGCUCUGCGCCAGUUAACGCCCCAGUUUGUGGCCGACGACAUUGCGCUGAAUGAAAAAGAAAGCGAAGAUAUUGAAGCUGCCUCUUCAACGAUCGCUAAGUGGCACUUUCUCAAUCGAUUUGAGGAUUAUUUGAAUCGCUAUGAUUCGCUCAUACGUAAGUAUUUGGAUGAGUUCAGUUUUAAGGUCACCGAACUAGAGGAUUUAGAGCCAAUCGAGAGACACGAUGCCUUUAGCUAUUUGCUAUUAUGGGACUGUAUUAUAAAUACCUGCGCCAAGUCACCAGUUGCAUUGCGCUCUGUCUACACCAGCUGGCUGAACGAGAAUCAUUAUGAGGAGAAUUUUCUACACUUUCUCUUUCGCGCGAUGCCGGUGGAUAUAUUGAAAAAUCAUAGCGCCAAGGUGCAUAGCAAUGGUGUCUACAAGGAGCUUAGCUGGUCUCAACUGAAGGAUCCUCAACUCCCACUGGAGCGGUAUGCAUGCCAUCUGUAUACGGAGGUGUUGCGCAAGUUGCCAGCCGUGGUGCGCAAAUGGUGGAACACCAGCCCGUCCAGGCAGAAGAACUUUGUGGACAAUCUGACGACCAAUUACGUUAGCGCACUGAUAUGCAGCGAGGAGCUGAAGGCAAUCGUCAAUCGCAAGGAAAAACAUGAAAAUAUGCAGGUGACAGUCCACACAUCCACUCGAGAGGUUUUGGCCGUCUAUGCCAUUGAUGAAGCACGCAUGGAGCUCGUCAUUACCCUGGCGCCCAAUUAUCCGCUUGGCGCUGUUAAAGUUGAAUGCGGCAAGCAAAUUGGCGGACGCGCCACCUCACGUAACGUUGGCAUGCAGCUGACCAUCUUUUUGACUCAUCAGAAUGGCACCAUUAAUGACGGUCUUACGCUGUGGAAAAACAAUCUGGAUAAGAAAUUUGAGGGCGUGGAGGAAUGUUAUGUUUGUUAUACGGUUAUACACCAGGACACCUGCCAGUUACCUAAAUUGACGUGCAAGACAUGCAAAAAGAAAUUCCACGGGCCGUGUUUGUACAAAUGGUUCACGACGAGCAGCAAAUCCACCUGUCCAAUUUGCCGCAAUGUCUUCUGAAAAAUCUACUUCAUUGCUUUAGUUUGGCGGCACGUAUUAAUCUAGGCACAAAAAAAGCUUUGCCGAUAGUCAAUAGUUUAAAUUUUUGGGCCCUACCUGUAAAUCAGUGCAUAAUAACAAUAAAUUCGCAAUAGGUUUAAAUCAUUAGAUUAUUAUUAAAAAAAAAAAAAUGUUUUGUUAAUUGAGUUCUAUGUAAGUAACGUAAUGCUUUAACAAAUAUUAUGACUGAUGCCAAUUCUUAAAGAUUUCUAAAAAUUGGGCACAGACAAAUGUGGCAUAAAAAUCAGAAAAAAACCUAGUAGCCAACAAAACAUAUUCUCAGCAGGCGUUCCUUUCAAAUAUCAUAUUCAAUCAUAUUAUUCUCGACACUUGACACGUUCAGAGCAAAAACCGAACGGAACUGUAUACAUUUCUUCAAAAAAUUUGUGUGAUAAUUUUACAAUAAUCAUGGCAAAGCAGAUGAAGAUCAUCGGCAAUUGUCCAUUUUGCCAACGUGAGGUGGGCAGUGAUAUGCGUCCCAUUAACCAGCUCAAUAUGGACCACAUCAACAUUCUGGCCAACGAGUUAAAGGAUAUACAGCCAUCAGAAUCGAGUGUUAGCAAAGUGAGUACUCAUAAAUUGGGUGAUCCAAAGGAUACAAAUUCAGCAAUUGAAUCAACUGAAAAGGAAAACGAAUCUAUUGCCGCGAUAACUGACACUAUGUUGAAAAUGGUGACGGAACAGUUCGAGCGCCUCCCGGACUCUGAGAAUCACAUUCCUGAGGAUCAUGCAGAGCUCAUUCUGGCUAUGCUGUCGGAGGAACAACAUACAUACGAUAAGUUUUUGAACAAAAAAACUUCUGUGAAUCCAAAACCACCGGUUAAGCGCAAUAAAUAGCAUGUUUCCAAGUGCCUACUCAACAUUUGAACUAAGCCAAAAUGUGUCUGAUCCCAUUUUUCCAUCGUUGAGGGGCCAUAUUGAAUACUUUGCGAUAGUCGGUUUUUAUCAUUUUAAAACAAUAUAACGUUUUUCAACAUAAUAAAUUGCAGUCACAAUAAA